AAUGUAAUGUUAAAAAGUAUAAUCAUACAUGUCAAGGUGUAAAAGUUUGUGAAUACCUUAGAAAGGAUCUUAAAGAUAAAAUUCAUACAGAAGUUGACAUGGAUUAUGAUUUUAUUCAAACACCUAAUGAAAUAUUAUUGGAUUAA
Molecule: messenger RNA, 146 nt
Organism: Funneliformis mosseae
Lineage: Eukaryota; Fungi; Glomeromycota; Glomeromycetes; Glomerales; Glomeraceae
Source: the annotation of a GenBank genome assembly